AUGAGUUUUAUAAUAAUUUUUUUGAUAAUAAUUAUAGAAGUAGUAAUGGUUACACUUAUCCUGAUUCAAUUAAUCAUGAAUAUCUUAGAGAACUUCGAAAUUUCUAUUAUGCAAAUAACAGAAACAACAACAAUCGUCGUUCUAAUGUACCAGCUGCUACUCAACACAAUGUUGACAAUACUUUUGGAAACAACAUUAAUAACAAUUUAAAUAAUAAUAAUACCAGUAGUUAUGCCUAUAAUAAUAAUUAUCGAAACAGAAGAACAUCGUUGGAUGUCAGAAAUCGUUUUGUUCGUAAUAAUAGUAAUAAUUUAGAUACAUAUAACAUGAGCAGACAUGAUAAUGAUAGCAGUAAUUAUGGAAUUCAUAAUAGUACUAACUAUGACAAUGCCAAUAAUAUGGACGAUUUAGAGUUUUCUAUUUUAUAUAAUAAUGUUCAAAACACUUGUAAUAGUAGGGGUAAUUUACAAAAAGAAUUCGAAGACUAUUAUAAAAAUUAUUUACAUCCAGUUAGCUACAAUAAUAGAAAUAUGAUUUUAAAAAAGGAGUUUACUCAUCAUAAAGAUUAUAAUUUUAAUGACUAUGCUACAGAACCAGAUGAUAUUAACAAAGAUAUCAGUAGCAGUAACGAAAACAGUAGCAAUAACGAAAUUAAUAAUAAUAUACACAACAUGCUUAAUCUGAAUUCUCCUAAUGAAAAAAUAAAUAACAACAUACAAAAUGGAAGGGAGGGAUAUAAUGAUAAAAAUCCUUUUACUCAUUUUUCGCAACUGAAUAGCAAGAGAGAUAGUAAGAAUACCAAAACUCGACUUCAUUCGGGAAAUAUUGAAGUAAAAGAAAAAUUUUUAACCCAUUCUUAUCAAGCAAUGUUGGAAAAUGAACAUACUAAUACAGUAGAUGAAAAAAAUA
This is a messenger RNA of Piliocolobus tephrosceles (Ugandan red Colobus), 909 nucleotides long. RefSeq names its product myb-like protein D. The record is from RefSeq and is a predicted model, not a curated record. The annotation marks the transcript as partial. The transcript is spliced from 2 exons. NCBI's taxonomy places the organism in Eukaryota, Metazoa, Chordata, Mammalia, Primates, Cercopithecidae.